ACUAAAAUAACUUUGGUCCAAAAUUCCUCCAGUAUGACAGGCAUAACUACAACUCUAACAACAAAAACAUCUACAGGUUCAUCAAUAAUGUCUCCAACAUUCACAACAUUGAAAGCAAACACCCUUACUCUUACCCCUGGAUGUAAUUGUCACUGGUCAGAUUGGAACGAUUUUGGGAGCCCAACGGCAGGCCCUGAUGGCGGUGAAAUUGUACCUAUUGAAAAAAUAACUGACACUUAUCCUACCUUAUGCUCAGCACUAAUGGAAGUACAGUGUCGUGCAAAACAUUAUCCUGAAGUUCCUCUUUCAAAACUUGGACAGAUUGUGAAAUGCAGUAAGAAAGAUGGUCUAAUUUGCUUGAACAAACACCAAGGCCUUGCACAGCAAUGCUACGACUAUGAGAUUAGAACAUUCUGUUGUGAUGAAAACUGUAGAAAUAUCACAACAUCUUUACUAAGUACAGCUACUACAACAGUUUCAUCAACAAGCAUGCACUUACAACCUAGUACAACAUCAGUGGUCCAAAGUUCCUCCACAGUUACAGGAAUAUCCACAGACACAUCAACAACAAUUUCUACUGGUAGAUCUUCACCAACUUUUUCAACAAGCAUGCCGUCAACCCCAGUUAAUACAUCAACAAACCUUACUUCCUACACAAGCGCAAGUUUAUCAACAACAACUUCCACAAUGCAUUCUGUCUCACCUUCAGUUUCUUCAACAGAAAGGUUUACAGAAAUCACAACACCAAGAGUCCAGAAUUCCCCAACUGGUACAAGCAUACCCACAACUCCAUCAACAAUUAUAACACCUUCACCAGUGUUCUCAACCAGCAUGACAUCGCCACUGACUAAAACAACUUUGGUCCAAAAUUCCUCCAGCAUGACAGGCAUAACUACAACUCUAACAACAAAAACAUCUACAGAUUCAUCAAUAAUGUCUCCAACAUCCACAACAUUGAAAGCAGUCACCCUUACUCUUACCCCUGGAUGUAAUUGUCACUGGUCAGAUUGGAACGAUUUUGGGAGCCCAACAGCAGGCCCUGAUGGUGGUGAAAUUGUACCUAUUGAAAAAAUAAUUGACACUUAUCCUACCUUAUGCUCAGCACUAAUGGAAGUACAGUGUCGUGCAAAACGUUAUCCUGAAGUUCCUCUUUCAAAACUUGGACAGACUGUAAAAUGCAGUAAGAAAGAUGCAACAUCACAACACCAUCACUUAGCACAGCUGCAACAACGCCAUCAGCAAGCAUGCACAUACCACCACCAUGCCUACAACACCAAUUAUGGCAUCGACAAGCCUUAUUUCCUCAAGUACAAGCAUAUCAGCAAAUCCAGCAAGAACUUCCACUAUUUAUUCUGCUACACCUUCCGUUUCUUCAACAAGCAGAUUUACACAAAUUACAACACCAAGAGUCCAGAGUUUCCCCACUGCCAGCAUGCCUCCACCACCACUUAUAACAUCAACAAGUCUUAUUUCCCCCACAAGUACAAACAUAUCAGCAACUACAGCAACAAGUUCCACAUUUUUUUCGGCAACACCUUCAAUUUCUUUAACAACAAGAUUUACACGAGAGGUUACCACACCGACAGUCCAGAGUUCCCCCACUGA
Molecule: messenger RNA, 1605 nt
Organism: Carassius carassius (crucian carp)
Lineage: Eukaryota; Metazoa; Chordata; Actinopteri; Cypriniformes; Cyprinidae
Product: mucin-2
Exons: 4
Coding region: 34-1605 (523 amino acids)
Source: RefSeq, a predicted model, not a curated record